UUAGCACGUCUCAUUAGUUUUUGAAUAUGCAUACUUGUCUUCAUCUUGGUUUUUUUUUGUACACAAAUAGUUAACGAUAAAAGUGCUUAAUAUAAACGGUUCCUGUUUACUUGCAGAUGUUCUGGCUGCUGCUGAAACGGCGUUGAAGUGUGGGAACCCAGUGAAAUUCAGUUUAUCCACAACAGGCAAACGGACAACUUGAUCGCAGCUGGCACAACGGCAACAACAGCAAUAUGGCUAUGUCCAAAGUGAUUCGGGUGCUGGAGAAGUCAAUAGCGCCCUCGCCGCACAGCGUUUUACUGGAGCAUCGCAACAAGACGGAUUGCAUUCUGUUCGAAUCUCAUGUCUGUGCACUCCUCACCCAGCAGGAAAAUGUUAUACGCAAGCAGUAUACGAAGGUCUGCGAUGCCUACGGUUGCUUGGGCGCACUUCAGCUGAAUGCUGGCGAGAGCACAGUGCUCUUCCUGGUCCUCGUCACCGGAUGCGUGUCCAUGGGCAAAAUUGGCGACGUGGAAAUCUUUCGCAUCACGCAGACGACAUUUGUAUCGCUGCAGAAUGCGGUGCUAAACGAGGAUAAGAUUAGCGAGGUGCGCAAGCUGCUGAACUCGGGCACCUUUUAUUUUGCCCAUACGAAUCCCUCAGCUGCCGGAGCAGGAGCUGCAUCGCAGAGCACCAAGUUUGACAUCACGUUGUGUGCACAACGACGCUAUCAGACGGAGGAGACGGAUAAUCGUUUCUUCUGGAAUCGCAUGAUGCACAUACAUUUGAUGCGAUUCGGCAUCGAUUGCCAAUCCUGGCUGCUGCAGACCAUGUGCGGUUCCGUGGAGAUACGCACUGUCUACAUUGGCGCCAAGCAGGCACGAGCUGCCAUCAUCUCCCGCCUGAGCUGCGAGCGUGCAGGCACGCGUUUCAAUGUGAGAGGCACCAACGACGAGGGAUAUGUGGCGAACUUUGUAGAGACGGAGCAGGUCAUCUAUGUGGACGGUGAUGUGACGAGCUAUGUGCAGAAUCGAGGAUCAGUGCCGCUCUUCUGGGAGCAGCCAGGUGUUCAGGUCGGCUCCCACAAGGUGAAGCUAUCACGUGGCUUUGAAACGUCUGCCGCCGCCUUUGAUCGCCACAUGAGCAUGAUGCGACAGCGCUAUGGCUACCAGACCAUUGUCAAUCUGCUGGGCAGCUCGCUGAUUGGCAGCAAGGAGGGCGAGGCAAUGCUCAGCAACGAGUUCCAGCGUCAUCACGGCAUGUCCGCCCACAAGGAUGUGCCACACGUGGUCUUCGACUAUCAUCAGGAGUGCCGCGGCGGCAACUUCUCCGCCCUGGCCAAGCUCAAGGAACGCAUGGUGGCCUGUGGGGCUCACUACGGCAUUUUCCAUGCCGUUAACGGACAAGUAUUGCGGGAACAGUUUGGAGUCGUGCGCACCAAUUGCCUGGACUGUUUGGAUCGCACCAACUGUGUGCAGACGUACUUGGGAUUGGACACGCUCAAUCUUCAGCUGGAGGCACUCAAGCUGGGCGGAAAGCAGCAGAAUGUCUCGCGCUUCGAGGAAAUCUUUCGCCAGAUGUGGAUCAACAAUGGCAACGAGGUCAGCAAAAUCUAUGCCGGCACUGGCGCCAUUCAAGGUGGAUCCAAGCUAAUGGACGGUGCUCGAUCUGCAGCACGCACCAUACAAAACAAUCUGUUGGACAACUCGAAGCAGGAAGCCAUUGAUGUGCUGCUCGUGGGUUCGACGCUCAGCUCGGAGUUGGCGGAUCGUGCGCGUAUCCUGUUGCCCUCCAACAUGUUGCAUGCACCGACAACAACGUUGCGAGAGCUUUGCAAGCGCUACACGGAGUAUGUGCGUCCUCGGAUGGCGAGAGUCGCCGUGGGCACUUACAAUGUGAAUGGAGGCAAGCAUUUUCGCAGUAUUGUGUUCAAGGACUCACUGGCGGAUUGGCUGCUCGACUGUCAUGCCUUGGCGCGCUCCAAGGCGCUGGUGGAUGUCAACAAUCCGUCGGAGCAUGCCGAUCAUCCCGUCGACAUCUAUGCCAUUGGCUUCGAGGAGAUUGUCGAUCUGAACGCAUCGAAUAUCAUGGCUGCCAGCACGGACAAUGCCAAGCAGUGGGCGGAGGAGCUGCAGAAGACCAUCUCGCGGGACAAUGACUAUGUGCUGCUCACCUACCAGCAACUGGUCGGUGUCUGUCUGUACAUCUACAUACGGCCGGAGCAUGCGCCUCACAUACGUGACGUCGCAAUUGAUUGUGUAAAGACGGGCCUGGGAGGUGCCACUGGCAAUAAGGGCGCCUGUGCCAUUCGCUUUGUCCUGCACGGCAGUUCCAUGUGCUUUGUGUGCGCCCAUUUUGCCGCCGGACAAUCCCAGGUGGCGGAACGGAACGCUGACUAUGCGGAAAUCACACGGAAAUUAGCUUUUCCCAUGGGUCGUACUUUGAAAUCGCAUGAUUGGGUUUUCUGGUGUGGAGAUUUCAACUAUCGCAUCGAUAUGGACAAGGAUGAGCUGAAGGAGUGCGUCCGUAACGGGGAACUGUCCACCGUGCUGGAGUUUGAUCAGUUGCGCAAGGAGCAGGAGGCUGGCAAUGUGUUCUCCGAGUUUCUUGAGGGGGAGAUCACUUUCGAUCCGACCUACAAAUAUGAUCUCUUCAGCGAUGACUACGACACAUCCGAGAAACAGCGUGCGCCCGCCUGGACAGAUCGCGUGCUCUGGCGACGUCGCAAAGCGCUGGCCGAAAGUGAUUUUGGUGGCGCCGCCGCUGCAGCCUGGAAUCCCGGCAAGCUCAUACACUAUGGACGCUCGGAGCUGAAGCAGAGCGAUCAUCGGCCCGUCAUUGCCAUUAUCGAUGCCGAGAUCAUGGAGAUUGAUCAGCAGCGCCGUCGAGCAGUCUUCGAUCAGGUUAUUCGGGAUCUGGGACCACCCGAUUCCACCAUUGUGGUGCAUGUGCAUGAAGCGUCUGCAGAUGCGGAUGAGGAUGGACCAACCAUAUAUGAUGAGCAUGUCAUGUCUGCGCUGAUCGCAGAGCUCUCCAAGAUGGGCGAGGUGACCCUAGUGCGCUACGUCGAGGACACCAUGUGGGUGACCUUCCGCAAUGGAGAAUCCGCACUCAACGCGGCCGCCAAGCGCAGCACACAGGUUUGUGGCUUGGAGCUGGUCUUCGAGCUGAAGACGCCCGAUUGGCCACAGCAAGUGGACAGUGAGAUCGAGCUGUGCACUUCUAAUACGAUUCCCCUGUGCGUCAAUCCCGCAGAGCAGGCUCAGCUGCUGCAGUUGUCGCCAGAGGUGCCACAACGGCCCAAGCAACCACCCACACGUCCGGCACCAGCGCGUCCGCCCAUGCCCAUGUCUCCAAAGAACUCGCCACGUCAUUUGCCGCACGCUGGCGUCAUUAGCAUUGUGCCCAAACCGGCUAAGCCUCCGAUGCCGCCACAGCCCAUGAUGCAGGCACCAUUGCAGCCGGUUCAGGUAGCGCCACCACGUCCACCGGCUAUGGGCGACACCACGCCCUCAUCCAAGUCACAAUCCCCCACAGAGUUGGGCUCGCCAUUGCAUGCCACCUCCGUGAGCUCCUCAAGCUCCUCAUCCGGCAAAGUGUCGCCCAUAGGCGCCACUGUCCCCUCUGGACCACCAACACCACCACGUCAGAUGCAAAGCAAACCGGCCACGCCCGUCUCAACGCCCACACGCCAGUCAAAGCAAUCAUCAGUGGAGCAACCAUCGCCUUCAGACACCGCCUACGAGACGGCCAGCAAUAUCUAUGAAGAGAUCCAGGACGAUGUGCCGGCACCGCGUCAUCCACCGCCAGCCGCACCACCGCCAGUCAUUGCCGCCCUGGACAGUCCACUCCGUCAGCCAGUAGCCGCUCCACCCCUGGGUCCCCCGCCACCGCUGCCCAAUCGUCGGGGACCUCCACCAAUACCAAAUCGUAGCGGAAAUGCACCGCCGCUGCCAACACGCCCCUCAAAUAACUAAAGAUGUGACCGGAAGGCACGCUGUCUAGCACUUGGUACAAAUGGCAGUAGUCGACUCAAUUACAUUCCCAAUUGUUGUAUUUAUCGUUGAAAAUCGCAAAAACAAAAAUUUAAAUAUAAACGCAUAUAUAUUUUGUUGCCAAUUGUAAAAUAGAAUAUUAUUUACAUGCAUAUUGAAGUGUUUCCAGGCAAUAAUUGAAACUGAAUUUGUGUUAAACUAUUUUAAGCGAGCGAAAAGAUUGUAAAUCAAGUAACGCUUACGAUUUGAAUGUUUAUGUUUCUGUUAUACACACAACUACAAAUAUAUGUUUAACAGAUGAGAACAUAAUUACUUAACCAACACUGGCCAGACGUACUCACUAAUAAUGCACCAAAUAAACUAAGUAUUUACGUAUUUAUGUUAACCAUAGCGAGCAAUCCGAACAAAAACGUAUAUGAAAAAGUAUUAAAUAUGUAUAUGUUUAAACAAUUGUAGCCGUACUAGUCAAAUUAUGAAAUAAAACAAUGUGUUAAAAAUGAAAAGUAUUUUCAGAAUACAAAACAUGAAAUAAAAUAUAUCAAUAUAAUAUUAAACCAACUGUUGUAGUUGUAGUAAAAAACUGAACCAUUACCUUGCUCGCAAUACUACUUAUAUUUACCCACUUACACUGUAAUAUCAUUUGUUAUCAGACAGAGAUUAAAACUAAUGCGUUGAAUUUACUUAAGUUGAAUUGAAAAUUAACCUACAUAAUCAAUAUCAAAGAGAUCACAAAUUGAAAUCUGUAUUUAAAUGUUGAUGAAAUUGUAAAAAAAAAUAUUUAAUCAGCCAAUCAAUCGAUUAAUCGAUGAAUAAAUAUGCCACUUAUGUCGAAAUUGAAAUAGAUUGUA
Molecule: messenger RNA, 4822 nt
Organism: Drosophila innubila
Lineage: Eukaryota; Metazoa; Arthropoda; Insecta; Diptera; Drosophilidae
Gene: Synj
Product: synaptojanin-1
Exons: 4
Coding region: 234-3956 (1240 amino acids)
Biological process (GO): synaptic vesicle endocytosis; phosphatidylinositol dephosphorylation
Molecular function (GO): phosphatidylinositol-4,5-bisphosphate 5-phosphatase activity; nucleic acid binding
Source: RefSeq, a predicted model, not a curated record